Molecule: messenger RNA, 2522 nt
Organism: Gracilinanus agilis (Agile Gracile Mouse Opossum)
Lineage: Eukaryota; Metazoa; Chordata; Mammalia; Didelphimorphia; Didelphidae
Gene: CCDC138
Product: coiled-coil domain containing 138
Exons: 15
Coding region: 1-2193 (730 amino acids)
Source: RefSeq, a predicted model, not a curated record
AUGGAGCCAAAACUAGUCAAGGCUCCCGGCCAGGACACGACCUUGGAGAUUCUCAAAAGACGUUACGGAAUCUGUAGCACUUACCAGACUGGGUUAAAUCCAACCGCGGCCGGAGGUGUAGAAGACUGCCGCCCCUUCCUCCUGUCUCCUAGUCGGUUUCCUCGGUCCCACUCUGCUCCCGAAGCUGACAAUCUCCCGUCCCCACCCCCCAUUCCUCGCCAGUUUGUUGGUUUCCAUAAUCAGGUCAAAUGUAAAAGCAGAAGAUCUCUUACUUACACAGAGCCAAUAAACAAUUCCACUGGGUUGCUGACAGAUGUAUUGGAUAACUAUUCACCAGAUCCCGUUAUGCCUCUGUCCACUGACUCAACAUUAAUAUUUUCUCAUGAUAUAGGAAUAAAUUCUACAAAACCCCUUUGCGACUUGUCCAAGAAGAAUGUGAAUUGUCUAGAUGAUGACCUGGAUUAUUUUUGUGAUUUGAGUGCACUGAAAGUGGAAGAAGAGUUAAUUGAAAAUGAUCAUAAUGUCAACAUAGAACAGUCAGUCAGACCACUCACAAAAGAAAUACUCCAAGAUGUUACUAUGCUAUGUAAUUCAUUGCCUUCUAGUGAGUAUUUCUGUGAUGAAUAUUGCUCAUCAUCGAAGUAUACUGACAAGUUAGAAUCAUUUAACAAGAUGUCUAACCAACACAAGCAAAGGUCAUUUCCACCUCAUGUUGAUCUGAUAUAUAAUGAGCUGUCUCUGAUACAUCAGAAACUGCAGCAAGAAACUGCAGGACAACAGGAGUUUGCUACAGAGCUUCAAAAACGAGCAUACUUUUUAAGUCAAAAAGAAGAGCUGUUAGUCCAACAUGAAGCUGCAUUGACUAAAAUUAGAAGUGUUGAAGAAGAAAUUCAUACAAAAUUUCAAAUUAUGAAGGAGAAGUUAUUUUUUUCUCCUAAGCAUCAUAUUGAAGAAAUUAAGCACUUAACAGAAGCUCUUAAAGAAAAGACUAAAGAAAAUAAGAGACUCAAGUCAUCUUUUGAUUCAUUGAAAGAAUUAAAUGAUAACCUGAAAAAACAGUUAAAUGAUGUAAGUAAACAAAACAAGAAACUGGAAGUUCAGGCUAAAAAAGUUCAAGGUCGUUUAGAGAAUUUACAGAGGAAGUGUGAUUUUGCAGCAGUACAGAAGUGUAAGGAAAUUUCCCCAUCCCUUCAUGAAACAAAAACUACAAAGCAAGAAAAAACAUCAACUUCAAGAAUUAAUAAGGUUAAUGGACGUGUCUAUGAGAUUUUAAUUGUUCUGAUGGAAUGGAUCUCAGAUCAUCAUCUUAGCAAACUGAUACCAGAAGUUGGGGAAGGAGAUGAUCAAAAGCAGUCGGGUCAAUUGUCUACUCAUAAAAACUAUAUUCAAGAGAAAUGUGUAAAGCUUUUGCCUGUGAUUGCUGAGCAGCUACAGUGGAUGCCAUUUGUUAACCCCAAUCUACAUUUGCCUGUAAUAAAAUUUAUUUAUUGGUCUAUAAGGCAAUUAGAUUAUGGAACACAGCAUUCAACUAUGACGGCAACAAUGAGGCGUCUAGGUGAAGAACUCUUAAAAGGAGUAACUAAAGGAAUUCAUGGUGAUUUUCCAGAACCUUUUGUGGCAACUAAGCCAAAGACUGCAGUUUUCUUUAAGAGCCCACAUUUGCCUUUGCGAUUUCUGUCAACUUUAAUUGUACUCAAAACAGUGACUCAAGUUGAUUACCUGGCUCAGGCGUUUGAUUCUCUUUGCUUGGACUUAAAGACAGAUGAAGGAAAAGACUUGUUUUUGAAGUAUCAAGCUGUGCCAGUUUUACUAAGUCAUCUAAAAAUAGCCAAUAAAGGUCUGUUCUCCAAUGUCAUGGAUAGCUUACUUCAAAUGACAGUGGAAUCUCGAUUCUUGCAGCCUUUCCUAGAAGCCUGUAGCAAUGUUGGUUUUUUUCGUACUUGUUCUGUGCUGCUUCGACAACCUAAACUUGAUCUGCAGAUAUUGGAAAAACUCAGCAUUAUACUACAGAAACUCUCUAAAAUCAAGAGUAAUAAGAAAUUGUUUGAACUCUUUACACUUCACCUGAUACUUCAAGAAAUCCAGAGGACAGCAAAUCCAGAACAUGUCUUCCUUUGUAUCAACCUUAAUUCAACUCUCUUCAAUUUGGGUUUAACUAAAUGCACCUCCCUUGCCACUUUUGGAAAUAGUUAGACAAGAUUAUUUUUAUUUUCUAUGCACAUUACUUAUUUGUAACAAUUGAAAGACUGACCAAAGUGACUAAAAUUCUGCUAAGUAAAAUUGUUAAGACAUGUUGUAGCAUAGCAUUCGUUAUCAUGAAGAGCAAGUAGACAGCAUUUCAAAUAAUUUUUAUUUUUUAAAUUAAGUAAAUAGAUAUUUUUUGGGGGACUAUUGGAAUACUUCUUUUCAAAAAGGGAUACAACCAACAAAAAAGGCAAAACUUUCAGAGUUCAUGCCACUUAUGAAGGCUACUUUUUGUACAAGUUUUUCAGGAAAAUUCUUUUAAAAUUAUGUGAUUCUUA